Molecule: messenger RNA, 3659 nt
Organism: Bombyx mandarina (wild silkworm)
Lineage: Eukaryota; Metazoa; Arthropoda; Insecta; Lepidoptera; Bombycidae
Product: putative ATP-dependent RNA helicase DHX34
Cellular component (GO): intracellular anatomical structure
Molecular function (GO): helicase activity; RNA binding; ATP binding
Source: RefSeq, a predicted model, not a curated record
AAAAUCCAAAGUUUGUUAUUAAUUGAUAACGAUUAAUUUAAUAACAUACCAUUUAACAUAUAUAAUUAUCAGCAAUGACCAUAACUGACAAGUUUCUGUUUCCACACACCAAAUUUUUGUUUGUUUGAUAAGUUACGCCCAAUUAUAAAAGAAAAAGUAUUGAAAACAAACAAUAUGAGAAGAUCUCCAAAUUUAAAAAGACAAUAUGCAUCAAAAAGAAUUAGAACACCUUCUCCUGACCAUGAACGAUAUCGGCCAAGAAGAAGAAGUCCAAGUCCUCUAACUCCUCUAAAUGAAUUUAGUUUCUUGGACUAUAAACGAGAUUUAGAAAAAGUAAUGCUUUACAGCAACGAAAGCAAUACUGUCGUGAAUAGUUUGAGUGAUUUUUGGAUAUUUCUAAAGAAGUAUGAAGCCACUUUAAAGAAGUCAGGAAAACCUUUGCUAGAACCCAACUGUGGCAAAGAUAUUAUAGAUACAAACAGUGAAAGAUUCUCAAAAUUUCAUUGCAUUAAUUUUACUUCUUCUAUGAAAUUUAUAGACACAGUAUGCGAGUCAGGAAGUCGUAAAAAAUUAAACAGAAAAAUAUUUGAUGCAUUUUUGGAGAUAGUUUCGAUUUAUUUAGAUUUUAAGAAUAAGGAAAAAUUUGAGAAAUUGAAAAAGCUGAGACAAACACAAAAAGAGUUACCUGUUGCUAAUUAUAGGCAUGAAAUUGUGUCAGCAGUACAGAAUGAAAGGGUAGUCAUAGUUGCUGGUGAUACAGGAUGUGGCAAGUCUACACAGGUGCCUCAGUACCUGCAUGAAGCUGGUUUUCAAAAUAUUGCCUGUACACAGCCAAGAAGGAUAGCCUGUGUGUCCCUUUCAAAACGAGUUGCAUAUGAAAUGUUGACCCAGUUUGAAAGUAAAGUUGGCUAUCAGAUACGUUUUGAGAAGAGCAAAACCUCUGAUACAAAAAUAUGUUUCAUCACCGAAGGCUUACUUCUAAGACAGAUGUCUUCAGAAACCUUACCUAGCUAUGAUGUCAUUAUCUUAGAUGAGAUUCAUGAAAGGCAUUUAAUGGGUGACUUUCUACUGGGUAUUUUAAAAUGCUUGGUACAUACUAGAACCAAUAUUAAAUUAGUGUUGAUGUCUGCUACAAUAAACAUAAAACUGUUUGAAGAAUAUUUUGCAAGUGAAUCGGCUGUUGUUAUACAGGUACCGGGUCGACUUUAUACAAUUGAAUUAAAUUACAAACCAAUAUUUAUGGAAGAAAGACCGACGAGAGAUGACAGACUAGAUCCUCAGCCUUAUGUGCAAAUAAUGCAGUUGAUCGACAAUAAAUAUCCAAAGGAUGAACGAGGUGAUCUCCUAAUAUUUAUGUCUGGAGUUCAAGAAAUUACAGCGAUAUGUGACGCGGCGCAACAGUAUGCAGAAAAGACGAAAAAUUGGAUCGUCCUUCCAUUACACAGCGGUUUGUCACUUGCCGAACAAGAUAAGGUUUUCGAUUAUCCGCCAGAGGGCGUCAGGAAAUGUAUUAUAUCAACGAAUAUAGCAGAAACCUCUGUCACAAUCGACGGUAUUCGUUUCGUUGUGGAUUCCGGAAAGGUAAAAGAAAUGAGCUACGAUCCGACAUCGAAGAUGCAGAGGUUAAAGGAGUUUUGGAUAUCGAAGGCCAGCGCCGACCAAAGGAAAGGUCGUGCCGGAAGAACGGGUCCCGGCGUCUGCUAUAGGAUAUAUUCCGAACAACAGUACACGGAUAUGGAGCCGUUCAGUACUCCAGAGGUGUCCAGGGUCCCGCUGGCCUCUCUGCUCCUGUUGAUGAGCUCUUUAGGGGUGAACGACGUCAGGCGCUUCCCUUUCAUCGAUACUCCACCCGAGGAGAGCAUCGAGAAUGCGCUGUUGGAGCUCAAACAGCACGGUGCUUUAACCUCGAACGAGAAAUUAACAGCGCUAGGGAAAGCUUUAUCGAAUCUGCCAGUUGAAGUUUCAUUAGCGAAAGCCCUGGUCAUCGGGAGCGCAACUUUACAGACGCACAAGAGAGACUCUGCUCUCGCGUUGACCGCCGCUUUAGGGAUUCGUUCCAUUUUCACCACUAGAGCGCACCGAGAUUUCGAUUGUGAGAAUGCAAGGAAGCCUGAUGAAUCAGACCACGGUGACCCGCUGACAUUACUGUCCUUGUACUGCGCUUGGUUGCGUGUCAAAGCCGAGGAGCGCGGCGGGAGAAGCUGGUGCAAGAGGCGGGGCAUCGAGGAACAGCGACUCUACGAGCUGACUAAAUUGGCGGCACAACUAAGGGGCCUCUUGCAGGACAACAAUCUAUCUGAGACUCCUGAACCGGAGACGAUGUCUUCAGCGGAGAGGGCGUUACGUCACGGCCAGAUGAAACAGCUCAAGGACAUGAGGAGGCAAUACAAACAGAAAUCGGCUGAAGAUUCGAAACGCAAGAAACGUUUGAAGAUAGACUCGUGGGAGAUCGUCGACGAGAAUGAGAACGAGGAUGACAAUGUUUUCGAUAUAAGGGACAUUGAAUUCCGUAUGAGCAACGACGCUCAGAGGAUCCAGGCUCUGAUAUCCGGCUCCAGCGCGUCCAGUGGACGGGACCUUGUCAUGCUGAAGAUUGUGUUAGCCAGAGCGCUGUACCCACAAGUAGCAGUUGCCGAUGAAUUCAAUUAUUGCAAGUCCGUAGCCGAACAAUUGUACCACACUUGGAGUAAGCCCUUCGUGUUCCUACACCCCACCUCGUAUUUCGGGAAGCAGCCCCGCGUGCUGAUGCUGACGGAGGCGGACAUACAGACGGACCCGCCCGCCGGGUACAAGAGUAAACUACCCUUGUCAGCAAAACACCAGUUACUGUGUUAUUUGUCUCUGCUCGAAACAACUAAGCCGUACAUUGUGAAUUCCAUGAGGAUGCCGGCCGCACAGACCCUGCUGCUAUUGGCGCAUUCCAUUGAUACCAAUAUAGGAUUUACAAGGAUAGUAUGUGACUCGUGGCUCCUGUUGGAGUUUCCUUAUCCUGAAACCGGGUUAAAUCUGCUGAUGAAAGCUGUUAGGCUGAGACGGAGGUGGAACGAUCUGGUGAACCGACGACUUGCAGACGCGAACCCAGCGAAGACCGUGGAAUCGGAAUUGGAGAAACAGAAGCACUCAAAGUCGUCGUACGAGGAAACACAGUACGAGCUGUCCUGCGAUAUCAGUUCGUACAUGAACAGCGAAGUUUAUUAUACGAUCAAGAGAUUACUACCGGGCGACCUAAAGAUAUUGUACUACGGUAAUGAUGAAGCGCAUCCAAAUAUCGACCCUAAUCCGUUCGAAGAAGGCUUCGAAUGUCGACCUCACGAGAAGAAAGGCGGUGUCUACGUCACCGAUAAUAUCGUUUAUAAUUGCGUCGUCGACACAGAUUGGAGUUACAACACGUACCAAGAAACUUAUGGUUUACCUUGGACGUGUGAGAAAUGCGAGAUGUCGAUGUGUCUGUCGCCGCUGGAGAGACUGCAACACAAACUGUUCACUUGUUCGGCGAGAGCGGUGAAAGAGGAACCCGGCCCUAGUAAAACUGUAAAGGAGAAUAAACCUAAUUGCAAGGAGUUUAAGUGCGAGAAUUGCGAGGCGGUUUUGUAUUCGACUCCGGUCGAUAUAUUGAGACAUAAGAAAACGUGUAAAAAGAAAUAAAUGUUCGAGAAUUG